Messenger RNA from Vicia faba (fava bean), 600 nucleotides. The record is from the annotation of a GenBank genome assembly. Lineage: Eukaryota; Viridiplantae; Streptophyta; Magnoliopsida; Fabales; Fabaceae.
AUGCCUACAGAGGAUGAAGAGAUCGGAAACGCAACCGGCGCCGCCGUGCCUAUCCUACCUACAACUUCGAGCAACGCUAGACGACCGACACGAAGAGCAGAUCCUUUCCUCAUAGUCUGUAGGUGUUUCAGUCUGAUUACCGCCAUAGCUGUAAUUCUCUGCAUCGCCGUCAAUGUCCUCUCUGCUAUUCGCUCAUUCCGAAACCCUAACUCUAUUUUCGAUGGUAUAUUUCGUUGUUACGCUGUUAUCAUUGCGGUUUUUGUGGCUCUCGCUGAGACUGAAUGUAGCUUCAUUUUUAAGUUCUGGCAGAUUCUGGAGUAUUGGGCAGCCAGAGGUAUGCUGCAGAUAUUCGUGGCAGUGAUGACCAGGGCUUUCCCUGACUAUAAUGGGGAGCGAAAAGAUCUUGUUAUUCUUCAAAACAUUGCAUGCUAUUUGCUUAUUUCUUGUGGCCUAGUUUACGUUGUCUCGGGAAUCCUUUGCGUCGGUUUUCUUAAACGCCAUCUCCAGAAGAAGGAGAUCACUAGAGAGCAAGCAGCCAAGGAUCUUGAGGAGUUGGAACGGCGUAGAGAAGAACUUGAAUCACUGCUUGUGACAGAAUAG